Messenger RNA from Wasmannia auropunctata (little fire ant), 710 nucleotides. RefSeq names its product 60S ribosomal protein L19 (gene RpL19). Gene Ontology annotation, biological process: translation. The coding region runs from base 61 to 654 and encodes 197 amino acids. Gene Ontology annotation, molecular function: RNA binding; structural constituent of ribosome. The record is from RefSeq and is a predicted model, not a curated record. Lineage: Eukaryota; Metazoa; Arthropoda; Insecta; Hymenoptera; Formicidae. Gene Ontology annotation, cellular component: ribosome; cytosolic large ribosomal subunit. The transcript is spliced from 4 exons.
GGAAGUGUAACGUCAGCCAUCUUGACUCUCUUUCACAGAGGACAGCUUGCUGCGUGCAAGAUGAGUUCCUUGAAGCUGCAGAAGAGGCUAGCAGCCUCUGUUAUGCGAUGCGGGAAAAAGAAGGUCUGGUUGGAUCCGAACGAAAUUAAUGAAAUCGCAAACACGAAUUCGAGACAAAAUAUCAGAAAACUGAUCAAGGAUGGUCUCAUCAUCAAGAAACCCGUCGCUGUACACUCGAGAGCUCGCGUUCGCAAGAACACCGAAGCUAGACGCAAGGGUCGUCAUUGCGGCUUCGGUAAGAGGAAGGGUACUGCAAACGCCCGUACGCCCCAAAAGGAUCUUUGGAUUCAACGGAUGCGAGUCCUUCGUCGCCUCUUGAAGAAGUACCGCGAAACGAAGAAGAUCGACAGACAUCUGUAUCACUCGUUAUACAUGAAAGCUAAAGGUAACGUUUUCAAGAACAAGCGAGUACUGAUGGAGUUUAUUCAUAAGAAGAAGGCGGAGAAGGCCCGUGCCGAGAUGCUGUCCGAUCAGGCCGAAGCUCGGCGCACGAAGGUCAGGGAGGCCCGUAAACGCCGUGCGGAACGCAUCGCGUCGAAGAAGCAAGAGCUGCUGCAGUCGUAUCAACGCGAGGACGAUGCCGCAAAGAAAUAAACUGCGCGAUUAUAUCUUAAGUAAAAAUUAUAAAUAAAAUGAAAAAAAAGGGAGAA